Salvia miltiorrhiza (redroot sage) is the source of this 2819-nucleotide messenger RNA. Its product is annotated as G-type lectin S-receptor-like serine/threonine-protein kinase LECRK1. Gene Ontology annotation, molecular function: protein serine/threonine kinase activity; ATP binding. The transcript has a single exon. Gene Ontology annotation, biological process: protein phosphorylation. The record is from RefSeq and is a predicted model, not a curated record. NCBI's taxonomy places the organism in Eukaryota, Viridiplantae, Streptophyta, Magnoliopsida, Lamiales, Lamiaceae. Bases 316 to 2703 code for a protein of 795 amino acids.
ACAAUAAUAGCUUUUUCUACAUUCAAUGCAAAUUUGUGUUGAAAAUUGCAAUUCAAUUAAUCUACAAAGACAGUAAACUAAAUACUUAAAAAUGUAAAAUAGACUCGUAUGGGAGAAGGACUUGUACGCGGACUCAUCAAAUUUUCCACACAAAUUAUUUUGAUUUUGUAUUUCUGAGACAAGGACUUGAACGACGACGUUGACUUAAGCGAAGACCCAACAAAAAGUCUUGCACGCGUUUCUCCCAAACUUCAUUUGAACUCCUCAAUCCUCAUAAACGUGAGAAGAAAAAAACGAUAAGCAAACACCCCCGAAAUGGCUUCACUGCCAUUAAUGAACAUGCUGGUCAUCACUGUCAUGUUACUAGUGCUACCGAUUCCAGCCACCGCGCAAUCACGCACCAACAUAACUCUGGGUUCAUCCCUCGUUGCCAACGCUGCCACUUCCACUUGGCUAUCGCCUUCUGCUGAAUUCGCUUUCGGAUUCCAACCCACAGCAGGCGGCGGCUACUUGCUGGCCAUCUGGUUCCACAAAAUACCUGAAAAAACAAUAAUCUGGUCAGCCAAUCGCGACAAUCCUGCCCCAGAGGGCUCUACAGUCCGACUUGCUGCAAAUGGGAGGCUCCAGCUCAGCGAUCCCAGCGGCCGACAGUUCUGGGCCGCAGACCCCGCCGCGGCCUACGCCGCCUUGCUCGACACGGGCAACUUGGUGCUCUUUAGCGCUGCUUCUGAAAACCUGUGGCAGAGCUUCGACCAGCCCACUGACACGUUAGUCCCGUCCCAGAUACUGAAUCAAGGCGGGCAGCUCAUCUCCAGUUUCUCCGAUAAGAAUUACUCCCGUGGGAGAUUCUUCUUCGCUAUGCAGUCCGAUGGGAAUCUUGUGGGGUACACUAGAAACUUCCCCAUGAACGACGGAAUCAAGGCGUACCUGGCCACGAUGACGGUGGGCGACGGAUUCCGCUACAUCUUCAACGCAUCCGGAUACCUUAACCUCGUCGCGCGAAACGGGACUUUGCUUAGAAACAUCUUCUCAAACACUGGAGCUUCAACGGCGCAGUUUUACCAGAGACUGACGCUGGAUUACGAUGGUGUUCUGAGGCGCUAUCUGUAUCCCAAGUCCAAUUCGAGCGGCGGCCGCCCCGCGGCGUGGUCUGUUUUCGAGUUCUCGCCUUCCAAUAUAUGCACUGCGGUGACUCAAGAUACAGGCGGGGGUGUUUGUGGCCUCAACAGCCUCUGCUCCUUGGGAACCGAUCAACGCCCGCGAUGCACUUGCCCCUGGGGCUACUCUGCAAUCGAUCCCAACUACUGGGCCACUGCAUGCAAGAGGGAUUUCCUUCCGCAGACCUGUGAUCACGACCAGGAUCACUUCGGCUUCAACGACAUGCCUGAUGCGGAUUGGCCUUUAUCCGACUAUGCACAUUUUACUCAAGUCUCCGAGGAUUGGUGCCGACAGGAUUGCCUCGCUGAUUGUUUCUGUGAUGUUGCUAUAUACAGAAACACCGACUGCUGGAAGAAGAGAGUCCCUCUUUCCAACGGGAAGAUCGACUCCGGCGUGCAGGGGAAGGCUUUGAUAAAGGUGAGGACGAGAAACAGCACCGUCGUCAGCCCUUCAUUUGGUAGGUCAGGGAAGAGAAACAGAGACGCUUUCAUCAUUGCCGGUGCGGUUUUGCUCGGAACUUCUGUGUUUCUCAACAUACUCUUGCUGGUAUCGAAGCUGUUGUUCAAUUCCAGGAGAACAUGGAGCCGGGUCGAGGAAGGAGAAGGCAACAAGAGAUCAGUUUAUCCCGGAGUGAACAUAAGGUGCUUCAGUUUCAAGGAGCUGGAAGAAGCCACCAAUGGAUUCAGUGAACAGUUAGGCAACGGCGCUUACUCGACGGUGUACAAGGGGGCUCUAAUUGACGAAGAUGGAAAGAUGGUGGCGGUUAAGAAGCUGAGCAGAAUGGUAGAUGAUGCAGAGAAAGAGUUCAGAGCUGAAGUGAGCUCAAUCAGCAAGACCAACCACAAGAACCUGGUGCAGCUGUUGGGAUACUGCGACGAGGGCCAAAACAGGCUGCUGGUGUACGAGUUCAUGAGCAAUGGCUCCCUCGCCACCUUCCUAUUUGAAAACUCGCCCAAGCCCAACUGGUACACAAGGGUGCAGAUCGCGUUCGCGGUUGCAAGAGGCCUCUGCUAUCUGCACGAAGAGUGCAGCACACAAAUCAUACACUGCGACAUCAAGCCUCAGAACGUGCUCUUGGACGACGCUCACACUGCAAAGAUAUCCGAUUUCGGGUUAGCGAAACUUAUGAGGGCCGAUCAGACAAGGACGACGACGGGGAUAAGGGGGACUCGAGGGUAUGUUGCGCCGGAAUGGUUCAGAAACAUGCCGAUAACAGUGAAAGUGGAUGUGUAUAGCUACGGGAUCAUGCUGCUGGAGUUGGUGUGCUGCAGGAAGAACUUCGACCCUGAUGUUGAGGACCAGAGAAGGCAGAUUCUCAGUGACUGGGCUUAUGACUGCUGCUGCGACGGAGCAGUGGAGGAGAUGUUGGUGGAGGAGGAGAUGAGAGAUGAUGACAUCAAGAGAUUUGAGAAAAUGGUGAGGAUAGCGAUGUGGUGCGUCCAAGAAGAUCCGGAAUUGAGGCCGCAGAUGAAGAGAGUGGUUCAUAUGCUUGAAGGUUCAGCGGAAGUGCCUCCACCACCAGAUCCUGCUUCAUUCGUCUGUUGAUUAGCUUCCAUGCUUAUCAAAUUACUUUUACUUGGAUUUUCAAUGGUUACAUUUACUCAUGCUCCUUUAAUUUGUAUAAUUGAGUAUUUUUAUUUUUAAGAGUAUAAUUUCUUCAA